Molecule: messenger RNA, 825 nt
Organism: Procambarus clarkii (red swamp crayfish)
Lineage: Eukaryota; Metazoa; Arthropoda; Malacostraca; Decapoda; Cambaridae
Source: RefSeq, a predicted model, not a curated record
AUGCAGAGGCAUGUGCAGAGGCAUCGCCAACAGGUUAAUAUAGACGGCAGCUGCGUCCUGCCAACCACUUGUACUCCUGCCAAGAUGAAGGUCGUGUUGUUUCUCGCUGUGGUCGGGCUGGCAGCCUGUCAAUUCCAAAAUCGGUUCUCAGGCUUCGGUGGUCAAAACUUUGGCGGUCAAGGCUUUGGUGCUCAGGCUGACGACACCCGCGGCGGGAGUGAAUAUUACUUCUCCUGGAAACACGACGGAGGCAAAGAUUACCCUGCCAAUGCGGCUCACAGCUUGUGUACAGGUCUGGGCGGCGGGUGGCAGCCGGUGGGCAUCAGCUCCGAAGAUGAACUCAACUACAUCAACGGCAUUGUUGGCUCAAACCGGCUGCAGUUCAUCUGGACCGGCGGGGUGAGAUCUGGCGCUACCUUCGCAUGGAUCAACGGUGAACCUUUCGGCGUUGUUGGCUGGUCACACACCGGAGGACUCGGCCGACCUCAGCCCGACAACCGUGAGAACGGCCAAGAGAAUUGCCUGGCCAUCCUCAACAACUUCUACCAGGACGGCAUCAAAUGGCACGACGUGGCCUGCCACCACGUGAAACCCGUCAUCUGUGAACGUCGAGCUUAAGCUGCCCCGUAAACUGCCCCCCUGCUACUCACGGAACUGUCGCUCCACGAUACUUUCCAUGCAUGAGUUUGGAAAUACUCAUAUCUCAUUCUAUUGCUUCUCGUCUUAUUACUUACAUUUCAUUCUGCAUCAUCAAUCCUAUAACAAUAUAUGAUUAUAUAUGAGGCUACACAAUAUUGUGUAGCCUCUCACUACCGUCCCAGAGAG